AGAGUAACUAAGUUGCUAUUAGCUACUAAUAGCUACGAUUUUUGCCAAAUCGAAAGGUCCUCAUAUCUAGUUUGCUUAUUUUACACUUAACCUCACUUUUAUUACAUGUUUGUGAUCAGUUUUUGCAAUUCCAGUGUUUCAUGUUUUGUUUACUUAAAAAUUUUAAGUUACACGAAAUUUGUAAUGAAUAUUUUAACUAUAUAGUCCAAGCAGUAGAUCAGGCUCUUAGCAAGCUGUGAAAAUGGAAAAUGAAAUAACCAUGACAAAAUUUAUUUACAACAGUUGUUUUCAUUUCACCCCAGAACCUCAACUCUGGAGCCAUCAUGGCUCUCAGAAACAUCAAAAUUACUCGUGAUCUAGCCCAAACAUGUAACAAAACCCGAGCUUUCACCAAAUCCGACUUAUGCACCUUGCCGCCCCAAAAGCCAGUUGAACUUCUAGAAAAUGCACCCAAACUCCAUUCUGUGGCGUACAGUUUAAACAGUCAAUGCAAUUAUCUAAAGAAUGUCCUUCCCGAAGAAAAUGCAACUGAAAAAAAUGGCAAUAUAGGAUAUUUUCUCACGAAACUGAUAAAAGAAUCCCAACUCCCUAAGACAUGCACACAUAAAGGCACUACAAUUAACAUAAACACUGGUGAAACGGUCACUAAUACCUCCAACACUUCGUCACUUUUCACCUCCACCCGGUCCUACUCCACUGGAAAAUCGUAUAAGGGGGGAUGUAAACCAUCCGAAAGGAAAUGCAACAAAAAUUUGCCUUGUCCUGAAUUUAAGCUACCGGACUGCCCACCGAUGAAAGCACCCAAAUCAGAUUGUAGUCGAGGAUACAUGGACCCCCAUUGUACCAAGAAGAUGGCACCCUACCCAAGUUACAGUGAAUUGUGUGCCUAUCGUUUAGAAAAUGAUCCGUCAGAGUGCAAACAAUGUCCCUGGCAGAGGUGCGGUGGAGCCCACGAUAUCAAACCUCAAAAGAAAGGUUACCACACCUCUACUAGGUCGAUGAACAUGGCCAUGAUUCCCAAUAAAAGUGCUGACGCACUCUUCUUUCUUCACAAGCAGUGCGAUGCUUCAAAGGAACCCUGCAAAGAACCUCCACCGAAAUGCAAGAAGCGCGAAGUGAAGCAUGAAAAAUGCCCCGAGAAAAAGGAGAAGCCCAAGAAGAAAUGCACCAUAGACGCCUCGCCUCCUGAGGCUUGGACUAUUUCUGGCAGCAUAAGGAAUCUGGAUUUCCAGAAGUAUCAGUUCAGUAAGAUGAAAAUCGAAAAGUUGAAGGCAGAAAUCGGCGUGCCUUCGAACCUGGCCCAGAAAAUCGUGUAUGAAAUGAAAGACUGUCCCAAAGACGACUCGAAAUGCCCAACGCGAAACUGGGCACCGCCUGUAGUGGAUCACACAAUAGACGAAAGUUUCCGGCCCCAUGACCCGUGCUGCGAGGAAGCCAAGAAGGGAAGGCAGCGCCGAAGGCGGCCGAAAGUUUUCAUCCCCGAACCUAGGAACUAUAAAUAAAAAUGAAAAUGUAGUCGCUUGUGCAUGUCAAUAAAGCU
This is a messenger RNA of Anoplophora glabripennis (Asian longhorned beetle), 1540 nucleotides long. RefSeq lists its product as uncharacterized. The transcript has 8 exons. Bases 324 to 1502 code for a protein of 392 amino acids. Lineage: Eukaryota; Metazoa; Arthropoda; Insecta; Coleoptera; Cerambycidae. The record is from RefSeq and is a predicted model, not a curated record.